AUGAACCUGGGCUACCCCUGUAACCACAUGAUGAUCCUGUGCUGUAAUGGAGAAGAGCAGCUCAUCCCACCGGAUAUAAAGAUCCCAGCAAACCAGAACCAACACCCAAGCCAGACAAGGAUAUUGAUGAAUGCGCUCUGAACACACACAACUGCGCUAGAAGCGAGCGCUGCGUCAACACGGUCGGAUCAUUUGUAUGUGUGCCGGAGGUGAUGUGCCAGUCCGGGUUCCUCCUGGAAGAGGGAGUGUGCCAAGAUGUUAACGAAUGUGCGGCGAGCCCCGCCCCCUGCAAGCCUGGCUUCACUUGCGUCAACACCCUGGGAUCGUACGUGUGCCAGAGAAAACACCUCAACUGCAACCGAGGAUACCGACCCAACGAGAACGGCACCAUGUGCAUCGAUUUUGACGAGUGCAGCGCUGGGAUCCACAACUGCUCCUCCGAACAGACCUGCACCAAUGUACCCGGAUCAUAUCGCUGUAACUGUAAGGCCGGCUAUCGCUACGACACAUUCAGGAGGGCGUGUAUCGAUAUAAAUGAAUGCUGGACCUACCCGGGGCGCCUGUGUCACCACACCUGUGAGAACACGGUGGGCUCUUAUCGCUGUUCUUGUUUUGCGGGAUUCCGCUUGUCCCAGGACGGGCGACACUGUGAAGAUGUGAAUGAGUGUGAUCAGAACCCGUGCAACCAGGAGUGCACCAACAUCUACGGCUCG
This is a messenger RNA of Staurois parvus, 713 nucleotides long. Lineage: Eukaryota; Metazoa; Chordata; Amphibia; Anura; Ranidae. The record is from the annotation of a GenBank genome assembly.